AUGAUGAGGGUGUUGGAAGGGCGGGCGCAAGAGAAGAUUUCGCUGAGGAUUAUGGAUGAAGUUGGAGUGAUCAUUGGCCAUGAUGGGAUCGGUGUCGUCAGGAGAGACCCUCCGCAAGGGAUACUUGAUCGGAUGAAGAUGAUGAUGAUGAUGGGGUCGUACCGUAACAGCCCGCUCAUCAAUUGGUACCCCAGCUCGGCUGCCGCUGCCGCUGCUGCUGCUGUUGUUGUUGUUGUGGGGGUGGGGGUGGUGGGCGGGCCGGGUGUCGUCCGGUGGCUCGUCGUCUUCGUCAUGUACCAUUGUCGUAACCCGUUCGUCGUCCUAUAA
Puccinia graminis f. sp. tritici CRL 75-36-700-3 is the source of this 327-nucleotide messenger RNA. RefSeq lists its product as uncharacterized. The record is from RefSeq and is a predicted model, not a curated record. Bases 1 to 327 code for a protein of 108 amino acids. The transcript is spliced from 2 exons. NCBI's taxonomy places the organism in Eukaryota, Fungi, Basidiomycota, Pucciniomycetes, Pucciniales, Pucciniaceae.